GCGCUUGCCCUAGUGAAACCGACACGAGCCCCACCCACACGGCCGCACACCAACAAGCGCGCACCGAUGGCGGCCGCCGGGAACGGUGAGACCACCGCGCCGCCGCAGCAGCAGGAGCCGCCGGCGGCGCCGGCGGCGGGAGCGACGUCAGGAGGAGGCGUGAUCGCGGCGCUGGAGGAGCAGUGGCGGAAGACGAAGGAGCACGCCGAGACGUACCCCUACGUGUGGGGCUCCUACAUCCUCGUCUACGGCGGCCUAGGCGCCUACCUCGCCUGGCGCUGGGGCAAGCUCCGCCGCACCGAGGACCGCGUCCGCGUCCUCCAGGAACGCCUCCGCAAGCUCGCCGCGGCCGAGGAGUCGCAGGCCGCCUCCGGCUCCGCUUCCACUGCCCCGACCCCUCCUCCCCCGCCGCCGCAGCCGGCUGCUAGACCACCCAAGCCCGUCUCCGGCCCGUGACUGGGAGACUAGCAGUGCAGUUCAUGGUCCUCUGGAUAAGUUGACAGAAAGAGCUCAACCAACACACCUAAUGUUCCUGCUAAUUUCUAGAAUCCGCAACCUAACAUUGCCUAUUGUGAACUAUCAAGUAGUUCGUAUGAAAUUCAAUUGUAGAAAUCAAACUGCUUAGCCUCACUGUGAUGCUUUAAAAUAUUGCACUAGCCUACAGUUGGCAUCCAUAGCUUCAUUGUUUUACAAAUUUCAGGAUUAAGUUAUGAGAAACCAUCUUGAAGUUUUCUUGGGCUAUCUUGUGCCAAGUAGCUCGAACCAAAUGACAGUCAAGUCUCUUUUUAGCUUGUGCAGUUGUUUUUGUAACUACUCUACAAUGUACUGUUGUUGAAUAGUUUGCUCAAUGCAUUAUUGGUUAUCGCCACUGUUGUUCUGAAUCUUGAAAGACUUGCAUUUAACUGUGCAAUGUGAUUGUUGUACAGUUGAGAUUCGACUAAUCCUCCAAAUUCCUUUAUAUACCCCUUACUCUGCCC
Messenger RNA from Setaria italica (foxtail millet), 977 nucleotides. RefSeq lists its product as uncharacterized. The record is from RefSeq and is a predicted model, not a curated record. The transcript has 2 exons. Lineage: Eukaryota; Viridiplantae; Streptophyta; Magnoliopsida; Poales; Poaceae. The coding region runs from base 67 to 456 and encodes 129 amino acids.